AUGGAUUUGGCAGUGCCAUGUGCAGAAAUCGAGAACUUUGCCAGUGUUGUAGCCAAUUAUGCUACCAAACCCGUUCAAGCUAUCAUAUUUAUAUCCUGUAGAUCUUUGACUCCAACCCAUGUCGUAACUUACCAACAGCCUAAUUGCUCCAAAGCCGUGUGCAGCGGACCAAUAAGGUACUACGAGGACUUAAAGUGCAAACCAGUUUAUCGAGCCGAAGGUGACAAAUGCUGUCCUCUGCGAUACGAUUGCUCCCAUCUCGAUCAAGUGACGGACAAGUGCGUGGCAAAUGGUCAUAUUUACGAUAUAGGGCAGAAGCUGAAGGAAAACGAUCGUACCGAUCCUUGUUACUUCGAUUGUGUUUGCAAGAAGGAAGGUUAUAGGACAAAGUUUGAAUGCGCUGAGCCGGAUUGUACGUUGAUGAAAUCGAUGAAAAGGGGAUGCUACAUUAAAAAAAAGAUGAACACGUGCUGUGAGAUGAAAAGAGUUUGUCCACAUACGGUCUUAAAGUUUCUGAAUGUUAAAUGCCACUUUGAAGGAAACAAAUACUAUGAGGGUGACACAUUUACUCCUGCCAACCAACCUGGAGUCUCUUGUCAGUGCGAGAGAGGAUUCAAAGGAAAAAUCGUCGCUCCGUACUGUAGAAAUAAAACAUGUGGAAACGAAUUCCAAUACAUGCAUGAAAUUCGUCACAAUUGUGCUCCUGUCUUUCCUGAUUAUAAUGAUCUAUUGAGCUCUUGCAAUUUUAAAUAUAAGUGUCCUGUGGGUAACGAGAAGGUUGUGAGAGAGGGCACAGAAAAUAACGGAGAUAACGUCUGCACUUUCGGUGCAUUGAAACUUUCGAUUGGAGACAAACUUCAGCAGAAUCAAGGUUCUCGUGACUGCCUUGACUGUAAAUGUAAUUUACCUCCAGCACUUACUUGUAUUGAAAAUUACAUAUGUAUUCGAGAAAAAACAUUGCAUGACGAUUAAGAAGUUAAGAGGAUUAAGAAGAUUAGGAGAACGAAAUGAAACUUUAUUUUUUCAACAUAAGAAAAAAAAUACCUCUGAUAAGUGCGUACGGAUGCAUCCACACAGUAUCGAUUAUCCUUAAAAAUAAAU
Molecule: messenger RNA, 1101 nt
Organism: Copidosoma floridanum
Lineage: Eukaryota; Metazoa; Arthropoda; Insecta; Hymenoptera; Encyrtidae
Source: RefSeq, a predicted model, not a curated record